Monoraphidium neglectum is the source of this 561-nucleotide messenger RNA. RefSeq lists its product as hypothetical. Gene Ontology annotation, molecular function: oxidoreductase activity. Bases 1 to 561 code for a protein of 186 amino acids. The record is from RefSeq and is a predicted model, not a curated record. The transcript is spliced from 5 exons. NCBI's taxonomy places the organism in Eukaryota, Viridiplantae, Chlorophyta, Chlorophyceae, Sphaeropleales, Selenastraceae.
AUGGCCUCCAGCCGCGACGUGGGCUCGCGCUCCCUGGAGGCUCUGGUUGACGAGGGCCUGGUGCGCGGCCUGGGCGUCAGCAACUGCAGCACGGCCCAGGUGGAGGGCCUGCUCAGGGUGGCAAAGCACAAGCCCCUCGUCAACGAGGUGGAGCUGCACCCGCUGCUGGCGCAGCGCAAGAUGGUGGGGGUGCUGUUCCGCCAGGGGGUGGCGUGCGUGGCGUACGCGCCCCUGGGGGGCCACUACCAGGACCAGGCUGAGGCCCUGGGGCACCCGGUGGUGCUGGACAUCGCAAAGCGCAACGACAGGACGCCAGCACAGGUGCUGCUGCGCUACAACAUGCAGCGCGGCGUCCCCGUCAUCCCCAAGGCCUCCAGCCCGCCCCACCUGGCGGAGAACAUCGCGCACGCCUUUGACUGGCGGUUGACCAACGCCGACAAGGCGGCGCUCGACGCCCUGGACUGCGGCCGCCGCUUUAUCGCCGCGCUGCCCGGCCACGAGUGGGGGGACGCUGAGGAGGGCGGAGUGGCCAAGCCCAGCCUCGUGCUCAAGCAGCAGUGA